Molecule: messenger RNA, 24363 nt
Organism: Pocillopora meandrina
Lineage: Eukaryota; Metazoa; Cnidaria; Anthozoa; Scleractinia; Pocilloporidae
Source: the annotation of a GenBank genome assembly
CAGACAAAGACCAGCAGCGAGAAGGGAGCGGCACGUUUACCAAGAUGGAGUCAGAGAGGGAACAAAGUAAGCCAUUUGCUCGUGAUAAAUUCUUAUUUUUGCGCUGUUGAUGACGUUUUUAUAUAAAUGUUUUACUCUAUCAAGUUUCUGUGUUGUUUAAGUUAAGUCCUGGUAGUGUAGAGGGGCCCUGAAGUGGCAUGGAUUUGCCGUAAUUUUGUUGGGCUUUUUAGUUCAUUCUUCGUUCGAAGGGUUUGGUAGCCAUAUUUUCUGCUUCUUCAAGCCUUUAUCGACGCCUUUUUGUGGGGGGAAAUCGCCUUUACAGUUCCCGAUCUCUUUCUGUGGAUUCCUUCAUUCGUGAAGCACGCGGUAUGUGACAAGGAAACAUCUGUUGUUGCCUGUAGUUUUAGCUUUCUUGCCGAAUGUUUGAUUUCGAUGUAUUUUCGCUCCUUCGAUGGUCGACGCAUCGCAUGGGUAUUCCCUGGCCCCAUUACCCCCUUUUUGAACAAUUUUGGUUCCUUUCAGCCGUGGUUUCUUUCACAUCGAAACACGUGGUUAAGAGAUUAGUCUUGUGACCCUUCUCUCUUCGAAUAGAUCUUGCUUUCCAUUUUAAACGGUUUUCGGAGGCUUUUCGCUCUCCUUUAGUUCUUUGCCAAUCUCAGCCCCCAUUUUCUAACAUGGGUACAGCCCUCGAAUCAAGCGGUGUCUUUGAAGCGAGUUUACUGGACAAAGCUGCUUCGACUAUUCCACAGCGAACUAAAUGGCGGAUAAUGAUUCAGAUAGCGACGAAGAAGUCGAUAUUCUCUCAAGUGUAGACGAAAGAAAGAGACCAGUGAUGUUUGGAGAACAUUUUACCCACCAUUUUCAGCCGUCGUCCAUUUCUGUAGGCCAUAUCGGAAGCCUUCAUGGAACAACCGCCGUUUCAUUCUUUGGUCACGAACAGACAACGAGGUAAAUUCCUCUUGCAAAUUAUCCCACACUUUGGACGCCAUAUUUUCUUUGUCUUUUUGAUCGAAACGUGCAUGUAUGUAUCCCAGAUCGCGCGAAGGUUCUGUAAUUGAAUGAUUGAACACUGGUGUGAAGGGAAGAAAGAGUAGAUUUCUGUGCCAAACGAACGAGAAGGAAAGAACUUGCGUGGUAACAACGUAACAAUACAAUUUCUUUGCUAUCGAUGCGUUGCGUGUCGCACACAGAACAUCGAGUGGCCAUGAUUUUGACGUAUUUUCAGUUAAGAAACGGUAUGGUAAUCUUCAUUAACCCCAGCGAAAACCUUUCCCUUUCUCUUUUGCCUCCUUUUAACAUAAGAUGAAAACAGAACGUCGCACGAAAUUUUCUGUCUGAAAUACAUGUACGUGUUAGAAACAACGCCCUGUUUGUUAUAAGUUGUCUUUAAGUUUCAUGUUGAAUUUUUUUCGUCGGGUUGUUCCAUCGCUCUCUCAGAUUUUUGAAACAAACAGCAGAGGAAAUGAUCUGCCGAAGGUAACUAAAUCCUUCUUCUCUUUGAAGCUGAAUUUUUCCUCUCCAUUCCUGGUUUGUUUGUUUUUUUUUAUAGAACGAUUUUUAUCAUUUCACAAAUAUUACUUACUCGUGACAAGAAAGCAUCGAGUAGGACAUGUUUGUUUCAUCAUGUUGAUAUCAUGGUUGAAUGUCUGUUUCCAGUGGGUGAUUCCCAAGUGCACUCGAUGAGGAGGGAUGUCUCCUAAAAUCCACUUGUUUUGUGUUUUAAAAGUAGCACUUGCUGGUUUGGGAUUUACUUCUCUUCCAGUAGAUAGCAUAUGUUGUGUAAUUCUAUGGCGAUUUAUUAUCGAGGAAUUACUGAAAUCCUUUAUGUGCCUAUGAUGUUAUUGUCAUUGCCGAAAUUGAUCAAGGAACAUGCAUGAAUUCUCGUAUCCUUUUCUCUUUUGAGCCAUAUUCAAUCAAUGAACAGAGAUCUCUCUAGAGGAGCAAAAUACAAAUUCAUCAGAGGAAUAUUUUCUUCUGUAGCUAGUUGAUGGGUCAAUUUAAGCAGUAAUGGUUGGAGAUUAUGUUAUGGAAACAAAUUUUUGUUUUCUGUGAAGAUGUUAGGCAUCAUGUUGUUUCAGCUUUUUGAACUUUGUGUGUUUUGAACAUGGAUACACUGAAUGAUAAUCUCUGAAUAACUGAAAUUUGAAGAAUUUGUAGUCAGCAUAGAUUUGAGUAGUUAGAAAUUCACUAAAAAAUGGACAAGUAUCUUGAUCUAAAGCAAUUGAUGAAUAAAAGUCAUCAAUGACUUUUUCAUUAUUAUGAGAUCUGAAUCAGUUUGUUUGGGAAGCUUUCUAUGGAGUAGCUCUUUUCAUUUAAGUUGGAUUGUCCUAGGUGACUUAAAACAGAUUUAAUCUUGUUAUCAGGUUUACUGUUUUUAUAUUUUUCUUUCACAAGCAAUUUUGGAAUAUUGUGAGAAAGUUUUCAGCAGAGUUAUUACAGCCUAGUCUGUUCACUUUGAAGAUUUUGAUUUUAAAUGUGAUGUUUUACAUGGUUAAAACCUACUUUUUGAAGUCAUCCUAAAUUUUAGUGCUCACUUUUGUUCUGUGAUCUAUAAGUUGCAUUGUAAUUUGAUUUGAUUUGACUGGUUAUGAUCAAAACACAAAGUUAUCUAGUGCGACAGAAAAGUGAAGAGGUUAAUAGUAGGAAUGGCAUCAACUGAAACCCAGGUCAUGUGUAACAGGGGUCAAAGUGGAAAAUGAUGAACAGAUGCAAAUCUGAAAACUAUUGAGUAUUUAUCCCAGGUUAAAUCAAUUACAUAAUUACUGUGUUUGAUAGAACUAUAGGAUUGAUUGAAAGUAAAAUUUUAUUUCAAGCCUUGGAACUGAAAAGAAUUUAAAAAACAGCAUGGUUUAUCAGAUUGGAACUAAUUAUGGAUGGUGUAGGGCUCUUACCAGUACAAAGGGAAAGAGAAUCCUACUAACUGCCUGUUUGGGAGGGUAAUCUGCUUGGCCUCCUCAAGGGUUUUGAAACCUUUAGAUUGAAUCGCACUUAGCUGAAAAAUAUUUUUUCAAGACAGACUUCCUAACUGCCAGAAGUUUAGAAAACAUGAAGCCUAAAAACCUCUUAGACCAAAUUCAAAAGGGAAAGACCAUAGUUGAUAAUUGUAGAAAAUCAAAUUCUUAUGAAUUCAAUAUGAACUUAAAUACUUUUCAGUUCUUUUCCACUCUUUCUUUCAAUUCUUUCAAAAUUACACAGACUAAAGCAUUGAAAAAUUUAAAAUAAAUCUUACACUAUACUGACUGGCUAUAGAGGGUUUCAGAUUCUGAGGAAGGGGAAAAAAACUUUAAAGACUCCAGCAUAGAGGUUUCUGACCAGAUUAAAAUUCUCUAAAACCCCCUGAACAGAAUGAAUUUAUUAUGGAGUAAUAUUGACAAAUCAUAAAUCAUACGAAGUGUAGUAGUUAAGCAGUGUACUGCUUAUGGAAUAAUUUUGAUUUUCCAUCAGUUUCCACUGAAGUACAAUGUGUGAUCUGAUGAUUCUGAGUUACUUUACAAGGAAACAGCAUCUUUCUUCAUCACACUUUCCCACAACAAUGAUUAUGACUUCAGCAACCUGGACAAUUUUAUUAUCUGAGAAAAGAGAGCUCAAUACUGUGAACACAAUCAAGUAACUGCUUAACUUAGAAACUUAUCCUUGCUUUACCUCGUGUGGUGGUGUGUUACAAAACAAACCACUUGUGUACAAAUCACAGUCUUAGAUAUUUUGUACAGCAACAGAUCUUUAGUUUAUUUCUUUGAACCUUUUCAUGAUGAGCAUACAUGCAACUGACAUGGCCAUAGGCAGGAAUGAUUAUUGUCUUGAAAAUAAAAGUUAUAAAAUUCACACAGGGUUAGUAGAUAUUGCUUCUUUACCAUCAUGUACUCCUUUUAAGUUAUAUUAAGGGUUCCUUUUUGUUAAACAUGACCUGAAAGAAUGGAACACAAAGAUACCAAGCUGUAAGAGUACGAGAUUUGUUUAAGAAUGCUUGGGAAAUGUCGCCACUUUCAUACAGGCUUGUUAAUGCAUUUUUAAUUGAAAUCAUGCACGAUCUUUUGUCAGCCUUUGUGUGUCUUCAGAGAUAAUAGAGUAAGCCUCUCAGGAAAUUAAUUCUUGCAAAGAUCAUCACAUACUAGUUGCCAACAGUGUGGUUGAUAUUCUCCAUCCACACAAGAGUAUAACUUUUUCUAUGCAAUGACCUUUCAUGGCACAAACCAGCUGUAACUGCCUGUAAUUUUAUGUUUAUAACAAUUUAAAUAUCACUACUCUUCCCUGGAUAAGAUGCAAUUCUAUUGUUGCUUACCCCUGUGCAUAAAUUACAGAAUUUUUAACUGUUCCUCAGUCAGACAUUCACACUGUUAAGUACUGAGAGAGGCAUGGUCAGGAGAUAGUCUCAUGUUACAGGAUGACUGCUUCAAGGGCUUAAAUCUGUAUCCUCUGACCUGGGACUUUAUUCCUGAAAGAUAGGGAAACAUAGGGGGGCUGUCAUUUUUCUUUUCUGAGUUUCUUUCAUCAGAAAAUGUAUAGUUUGGCUACUUAACCAAUGAAAAUACUAGAAUAAUCAGGAUGGACUGGUGUUUGAGCUAAGGCAUGUAUUAUUAUUUUUUUACAGUAAGAUAUUAUAUUACUCAAUGCCUACAGAGUUGCCAAAUGAAUAUUUUUGAGAAAUGAGUCCCUGUAGUUGAAAAAGUUUUUUUCUAGGGCUUGUUUACAUGUAGCUCCCAUGCUUAGGCAGUGUUGUAAUUGGACAUAAAAGUGAUGGAGAAUGGCCAGAACUUCUUAGUGUUCCUAAAAAAAAAAAGAGAGAGAGAGAGCUAGUAAUCUCAGUUUUUUCUUCAGAGAUGAAUUUUGAAUUGACAUGUUGUCAUUGAGAGAUGUGCUAAAAAUCAUCAUUACAACAAUUAUUUUUCUUGUCACCUGUUUCUUGUAUAACUAUCUUCUUGGAAAACAUUUAUCCAGUGCUUCACAUCAGUUACAGAACCUUCUGCUAUCAAUAAUUAACAAGGAAAGUCAAUUAUCUUAUAUACAUGUAUACUGCACCUAACAGCUCCUCUACCCAAUGACAGAAUCAGUUAAUAAAUUGAACAUUACAUUUGAUAUUUGAGGUAAGGUUCUACUUUGAGAACUGCAAGGAACUUAAACCCUUUAACCCCCUUAAGUGACCAAGGCAGAAUUUCUCCUUACAAAACCAAUAUGAUAUCAAGCAGACAAGUGAUGAGAAUAAAGAAAAAUAUAUAUCAGGGAUAACUGGUUGAUUCAAUACCAAAUUCUCUGAAUUAACAUUGUGAGAAUUGUAUGGAAGACAGUAGAGAGAAUUACUAGUGAGAUCUUGGGAAUGGAAAGGUUAAGGAAAAUCUUGACCAUGAGAGACUGAAUUCUGCAUCAAGUCCUGUUUAUUUAAAGAGUCUACAAACAACCCACAGCAGAAACUGCUUUCAACCAGAUGCAUGCUUUGUCCUCCCAAUCCAAAACUUAAGCUCCACUUUACCUCGGGCAUGUCAGGUCGAUUAUGUCAAAUCACGAGUAUUUUGGUUUCUUCAACUUUGUUUAGUGUGAAGGUAUGAGAAACUUGUGUUCAAGGCCAUACAACAGAUCUACAAAAAAUAAUUUGCAGCAUACAAGUCUAACAUUACAAGUUAUGAGAUACAGAUGUAUCUCAAAUGGCAGGAUAAAUUAGUAGUAACAACUGAGUUGAUAGCGUAAAUUUUAAAGAGUUUGAAGAGUUUUUUCAGCUUUGAAACUCUGCAGUGUCCAAUUUACAUUACCAGCUCAGGGGAUAAUACUAAAUUCCCCUUUUAUACUCUCCAACUGAUGCAGCACCACAGUUUCUUUAGAAACUUACCCCCUUUAUUCAUGUAUCUCAAACAGUUUGGAGAGAACUGAAAUGUUUUCUCAAAGCCAAUACAGGGCUAAAAUCCCUUUGUGGUCAUAGGAGUAUCUGCCAUGAUUGCUGACAACCCUCUAAUUCCUAAGAUCAAAAGAUAAAUUCACUGCACUUUAUUCCAUUCAUUUUUCUUGUGACCCCUUUAUGGAAAAAUUUAUCACUAUUGUAGGGAGAAAUGUUUUUUUGGUCACUCUAGUAGGUGAAUGGGCUAACCCUUUAACUCCCAGAUCAAAUUUGUAAUUCUCCUUACUGUCAACCAUACAAUUCUUCUAUUGUUAGUCAAAGAAUUAGUAUUGGAUCAACCAAUUAUUCCCAAAUUGAUCUUUUUCUUUAUUCUCAUCACUUAUCUGGUCAAUAUUGUAUAGAGAUUGUAAGGAGAAAUUCUGCCUUGGUCACUCAUAAGAGUUAAAGGGUGAAGAGAUCUCUUAUUUAAUAAUAAACCCCUUUCUAGAGCUUCAAGUUCCCAUUAAGCCUCCUCUCCCUCCCUUGAAACAAAAUAUUGCAUCCAUGAUUGUCGUCUACCUAAUCUUUAUCAGACAAGACAGUGAAUCUAACUCGGAAGGUUCUGACAGCAGCCAGUCGGAAUCAGAUUCUGACGAUGAGGGAAAUGAACAGAAUGUUGCACCAAGACGGCCACCUCCUCCAUUGUCACAUUAUCAGAUGUCUUCACCUGGUGAUUUACAUCACACUGUAAACAAUAAUCCAACCACACCAACACAGAAGAAGAAGUUUGAUGAAAGGGUAUGUAUCUACAUGGCCUUAUAACUCCAUAGUAUUUUUUGACACUUGCAGUUGACCUUUUAACUUUCAAAAAUCCCUGUAACAUUCAUACAUUGUCCCAGACACAGGUAAUCAGAAUACUCAAACUUAUCAGGUUAAGAGGUUACCUCGAUCUAAUGCCAAAUUCUCAUAAUUUAUUUAUAAGGAAAUUUUUUGCAGUUAGAGGGGAGAGUUAACAAUCAGGUCUUAAGUUUAACGGCUAACAAUGAUUGAAAGAUUUGUGUUAGUGACAGGGUACUUCUCUCAAAGCCGCAUAUGUAUAAUUGCAGUAAAACCUUCAAUUUUUUUGAGGCCAGGAUAUUGCAACUCAAUGACCACAACUUUUUCCACUCCUACCCUGACAUCAAAAUGCACAUCCUCCAUAAUUUUCCCUAUAUAUUUGCUAUAGAAUGGACAAGGGUAAUUUGUCUCACAAUCAAGCUUCUUCAGUUGGUUAUUAUUUGUUAAUUCUCCAGACCUUAAUGUUUAAUUAAGCAGUGAUACUGUAAGAAGAUAUUGGAGGCUGGUCACUCUUAGGGGUUAGGUGAGAGCAGCUGGAUACAAAAAAAGUAAAAUUACAAUUUUACAGUGUAUUUGUCAGAGAUUUAGUUAGCUCUUUUACUCCAAUAAGUGGCUAGCAUCUUGGGAAUGGAAAGGUUAAGGAAAAUCUUGACCAUGCAGGGCGUGAAAUUGCGCCUAAUACAGGCGCCAAUGCGACUAAAUUUUUCACUUUGGCGACCAAAUCCUGAAAGUUAGUCGCCAAAUUGGCGACUACAACGUUUCAUCAUAACCUUACCAAGAGAUAUAGUGAAUUAAAUAAAUUUGCAAAGAUAAAUCUGCGGCAAACUUCCUCGUUUAGUUUGUUUCCAAAACGUAGCACAUGUAUCUCGAUCGAUAACUAGACGCCAUCUUGGAUUUAGAUGAGCCUGAAGGUUGUAUAUCAUACAUCCUAGUGUCCACUUUGUAGCACGUUAAAGAUCUUUUCCCUAACUUAAUUUUGGAGGGUCUAUCUAGAAUGCUGACAGCGUAAAGGAAGAUUUUGUUUGUCUUUGAAAAUGGCAACCAACUUUUUUUGAAUUGGCUACCACUUUGAAGAAUUCAGGAGUCAAGUGGCUAUCAGAAAAAAAAGUUAAUUUCACGCCCUGCCAUGGGAGACUGAAUUCUGCAUCAAGUCCUGUUUAUUUAAAGAAACUGCUUUCAACCAGAUGCAUACAAAAUCACACUUGAAUCAAACAUUACAAUCUUGAGAAUAGAGAAAAUGAUCACGAACUAAAGAAGCUCUUAAUUGUUAGACAAACUCUCCUUGUCUGAACCUUAGGAAAUGUGUAGAGAGCAGUAUGGAGAAGAUGCAUACUGAUGCGUUUGGGUGUAAAGUGUUAAGAAGCAUUAUAUCCCACUCUCUGAAGGCAAUUAGAGAUCAGUAAAAUCUUUGUUCUAAUAUACUAGUAUUUUUCUGUACUGACAUUUCAGUGAUAUUAGCAAUAAUUAGUUUCUAAUUUAAGUUUAAAGUAUUGGUAUUCUGAUGGUUAAAUUAGUUUUGGGAAGAGGAUCCAGAAACAUAUGGAGUCAGAAGAUCUGGAAGAUCAAGAAAGGAACCAGAAAGAUUUACUGUAGCUCAAGAGGUACUGUGGCCGUUAUCAAGACUUAACAUCAUUCAUGUUAAUGUAUCUAUACUCUCUCUGAUAUUCUUCCGGAAUGUCCCUUAUGAAAUAAGUAUCAUUAUGCUUACCUUUUUAGGAAAAUAGCAUGUAUAUUGGUAUGGUGUGUGGCACCUUUGAGGUUUUGAUUCAGAUCUGAAGCCAAUGCAAGAGAAAAUCCCCCAGUUUUUAAAUUUACAGAGUAAAUCUACCAACUCAUAUGCCUUGAUAAACCCUCAGCCUUAGAAGGGAGAACACUGGAGAGGAAGUUGUGCCAGAAUUAUUGGCAUGUCUGUAGACAUUUUUUUUAACAUCUUUAGAAAUCUUUGGGCUUGAUUUUUGAGAUUUAUCAGGUCCUCUUGGAAAAACUUAUACUUUUGACUCCCCAAACAUUUAAUUAGUGAUAGGUGUACUAUGGUGUGAUACAAAGGUGAUAUGUUCACUAAGCAUCCAUCUUUUAUCCCAGAUGGCCUUUUUAACUGUAGUUUGCUUGUUCUUUUUGAAAGUUGUUCAAAAUCAUUAAAUCUUGUAAUGGGAUAAAGUUUCCAUAAUUUUUUUUAUCUCCAGGGAUCAGGAAGUGAGGAUGAAGAGAAGAAUGAGGGAGUACUCAGAACAAAGAAACUAAAACCAAAGGGAAGGAAAGGAAGAAGAAUUUCAUCAGCAAGGUUGGAGGAAACUUGUUAAUUUAGUUACGCCCCCCACUUUUCAGACAAGAGUCUAAAAACUCAAAACUAAAUGAAAUCAGAAAUACACAUAUAGUUAAGGGUAACUCAGAGCUGACGUGAAUAUCAUUAGGAACCAAGAAAAGUCAAUGGUGAACAAGCUUAAACUUUGGAUAGUGUGUUUGAUCAAGUGGGAAUUAGUUACAGGAUGGUGGUUGGUUUUCUUUCCAAGUCCUAGGACCUGAAUUAUCCAGGCAUCCAUUGCAGACAAAGUAAACUAAAAGUAAAUAAAGGAGUAUUGUUCAACUUUUUAUUGACAUUUAAAAGACAUUUAACCUUGUGACUCCCAGGAGUGACAAGCAUCUAAUUUCUCCUUACAAUAUUCACACAUUAAGGUCACAAAAUUCUCCUUAUCAGCACCUCAGGAAAUGUAAAGAAAACAGUAUGGAGAAUAUACAUUCUGAUGUUAGAGUGUAAAGGAUUUAUAACCUCAUCAGCUCCAUAUAUGUGAAGUUUCUCUGCUCCCCCCUUCCUUUUUUUCACCCUCCUUGUAUGUUUGAUCUGUACCUGUUCUAAACUGCCAGGUUACCUCUUUCUUUUAGUGAAGACUGGUCGGUGGUUGAUGGUCAGGGAAGUGACAGUGAAAGCAGUGACAACUACACUCCUGAUCUUGAGGUUAGAAACAGACCUAGACCUGUGCCACGUCCAAAUGCAAGGGUACCACCAAUAGUGCCCAAGCCAAAAGAUCUUGCACCUCGAAAGAAAGUUAGUGUACAUGAACCCUCACCACAAAAAGCACCCAGUAGGGUGAAGAAACUUGAGAGUGAAGAAUCAGAUGAAGGUGAUGAAAAUGAUGAUGAUGAUGAUGAUGAUGAGAGUAAUAGAAACUCUGUAAGAAGGGCUGCAGUAACAAUUUCAAGGUAAGUAACAGCAAUACUUAAUUUUGAGCAGUGCACCAUAGCCUCUCUACAGAAAAAAAUUCCUAUAAGUUUAUAGUAUUUAAAAUGUGAUGUCCAUUAUAUUUGUUUAUGAAUUAGGAAAUAGCAUUCAGGAAUUAAUACACAAACUUGUACAACUUUUCUCAAAGUUCAUAAUGCUGUACUAUACGUUCCGUAAUUUACAGGUAUGUUUGGUAUUAUGCAGUAGUUCCAUGCUUUUUGUAUAAUUUUUUUGUUUUCAAUUGUAACAGCUAUAAAGAAGAGAGUGAAGAUGGAACUGACUCUGAUGAUCUGGUUGAGGCAAAUUAUGACACCACAGGAGAGUAUGUUGAAGACGACAGAGAAUGCAUUGAGAGAGUCCUCAUCAGUCGUGUUGGCCGACCAGGGGAGAUUGGAGCCAUGACUACAGUCUAUGCACCAGAGUAUGAAGAAAUGCAGAAGCAUGGGGAACCUUUCCAUGGAGAACCCAACGAGAUCCAAUACCUGAUAAAGUGGAAAGGUUGGUCACAUCUGCAUAACACAUGGGAAACUGAGAAGAGCCUUACUGAUCAGAAUGUGAAAGGAAUGAAAAAAUUAAGCAACUUCAUUAAAAAAGAUGAAGAAAUUGCAACCUGGUAAGAAUUCUGCUGUUUAUAGGGAGCUUUAAGAACUCACGAUGGCUAUGCUGUAUUUUCUUGUGGUAGAUCUAUUCUGGAAGAUUGAUCACAACAGAGCUAUACUUAGCUGAGCACAAUCACACUCAGAGGUAACACUUUCAUAUUGAUUUAAUUCCUUUUUUUAGGAAAAAGUUUGCUGCUCCAGAGGACGUGGAAUAUUUUGAUAUUCAGUUGCAAAUGAACUAUGAUCUCCUGGAUGAAUACAAGGACGUUGAAAGGAUCAUAGGUACAUGAAUUUCAUCAAUUAACACUUUUAUUUCAAGUUAUUUCUAGUAGCAAUUGAAUAUCAGUGAUGUAAAAAGCUUUGUACAUUUUCUUAACAACUCUUUCUUCUACUCCGAUAUGAGCUGUAGUAUAUACAUGUAACUGGAAAUAUUUACACUUGUUCUCUGUUUAUACCCUCUUUUGGUGACACUAGGAAAACCCUGAGUACCAUAAUUAUUUAGAGAAUGUCUUGUGUGUCGAGGAAAAAGCCAAUUAGGUGUCUGAAAACUAAACAGCUUUGGGUUUCCAUGUUGCCUUGUGUGGUUUGAACUUACAUGUGAUUGGUCAGUACACAAUUGACCUGUUAAAGUCAGACUUAAGUUAUAGCUUUUGAGCCUUACAGUAAUUUUUCAGAAUGUAAAAGUUUGUACAGUAAAAAGAGACUCUAUUCAUUGAGUUUAAAUUCAUAAGGGUAGAAAAUUUGAGAUGGAACUCCAAAUAAAAAAUUUCACCAUUUUUUAUAGACCAGAUUGGUGCAAGAAUAUAUACAAUACUUGUAGAAUACUAAAUGGUUAGUAAUUGUAUAAAUUGAUUAUGGUUUACCAUGCAAAAUACACCUUAUUUUUGCAGCUCACACUGUGGUAAAAAGUGCUGAUGUGAAUGGUGGCACUGUCAACCAAGUGGACUAUCUUUGUAAGUGGCAGGGUUUGCCCUAUGUUGAGAGCACUUGGGAAGAUGGUGCUCUUGUUUCCAGAUUUUAUCAACUGAAAGUUGAUUCUUACCUCAACCGACAACGCUCUGAGAAAAUCCCUGGAAAGAGUGCAAAAGUAAAUCGGCAGAGACCAAAGUUUACUCCCAUCAAAAGACAGCCAUCCUUUCUUGGAAAUGAAGAUCUCCAACUCAGAGAUUAUCAACUUGAUGGACUGAAUUGGCUGGUUAACUCUUGGUGUAGAAGCCACUCAGUGAUUCUGGCAGAUGAAAUGGGACUUGGUAAAACAAUCCAAGUCAUUUCCUUUCUCUCCUACUUGUAUAAUGCUCAAUCUCUCUAUGGACCUUUCUUGUUGGUUGUUCCACUGUCGACCAUGGCUGCUUGGCAGAGAGAGUUUAGCUUAUGGGCCAGAGACAUAAAUGUGGUAGUUUAUCUGGGAGAUGUAACAAGUAGAAAUAAGGUGAGUUUUUUUUUGUUAUUAUUGUGUUGGUUAUGGCUGUCUUUGUCCUAGCCCCCAGAGUCAAGGCAGUUAUCCCAGUUUACCACUGAACCCUGUCCUGCACUUUGGUCAGACAAGGUAUCAUACAUUGUACCUGCAGUAGUGUACUUUCCAUAUAUGCAUGGGUCUGUCAAAAAUCUUGAAGUGCCAUGAAGAGUUCACAAAAGGAUCAAAGGGAUCACUGUGUGAUGUGGUUGUUUGCUGGUUACUUACAGUUUAAUGAGAAUUUUCUGACUUUUUGUCUUUACAGAUCCGUGAAUAUGAAUGGUAUCGUGCCAACAGCAAGUCCCUCAAAUUCAAUGCACUUCUGACAACCUAUGAAAUCUUAUUGAAAGAUAGGGUGUGUAAAAAAAGUAGUUCUAAAUUUCAUCACAGAACAAUACAAGUCCAGGAUAAAUCAAAGUAUAAAUUUGUUAUUGAUGAUUGUUUGUUUGUGUGUUUGUUUGUUUGUUUGUUUGUUUCUUUGUUUCAAUUUGUGCUCUGAAGUUGAUAAAGCAGUCAAAGCUAACCCUGAUAAUUCUUAUUCAGCAAACAUUAGGAACUAUCAACUGGUGUUGCUUGGUGGUGGACGAGGCUCACAGACUAAAGAAUGAUGAUGCUCUUCUGUAUAAAGCUCUCAUGGAAUUUACCACCAACCACAGAAUUCUGAUAACAGGCACCCCACUGCAGAACUCUCUGAAAGAACUGUGGGCUUUGCUACAAUUUAUCAUGCCUAAUAGGUAAUUCUUGAUGGGUCUUUUUUUCUGAACUGUAAUUUUGAGAUCCUAUGAAAAUUUAAAACAUGGAUUUUUUUUUUAUUUGGGACCUUGUUGUUACCACCACUCUUUGGUUAAGUUUACUAAAGCUCUCAGGAAGAAUGUGUGCUAUAAUUGGUCAAUUUAGGGGGGCACAUUUCACAGUACAGCCCAUGAACUUAUGAGUUUGUUUUAAUUGAAACCUCUCUCUAAAGAAAUGAUCAACAUCUUACCAACCUCAUUCUCUUGGUCUGUACUGUAAAUUACAAAGCCUCAAACAAUACUUGGUUUGCAACUUACAGUACAGACCUCAAACUUGUUUAUUAAGAUAUUUAUUUCCAGUCUCUCAUACAGUGAAAGUUGAAAAUCUUAAAACCUCACUUAAAAUCAAGAGUUAAUUUUCUUUACUGUAGAUAAAUAUUAUAAUGCAUGUGCAAACAAAGCUGUUCAGUUGGAUGUGUUUAGUAAUAAUAAAUUGUGACAGUAAUAUCUUUUGUUGUUAUGCAGGUUUUACUCAUGGGAUGACUUUGAGCAGAUGCAUGCUACUCAAGAAGAGAAAGAAAUAGGAUUUUCUACUUUACACAAAGAAUUAGAGCCUUUCCUUUUAAGAAGGGUCAAGAAAGAUGUUGAGAAGUCUUUACCAGCUAAGGUAGGAAUUGAUUUCAUUACAAAAUGUAACAUAAUGAAUUAGUUUUUUCUUGAUUUAUUAUAAUGUGGCCUAAUGGUCAGAGCACUGUGGAGUCUGCAUGGAGAGGUCCUGUUGGAGGCCUAGCUGGGUCAAUGUGUUGUGUUCUUAAGCUUAACACUUUCCUUUCACAGUGCCUCUAUCCACCCAGGAGUAUAAAUUGGUAUUGGAAAAUUUUCGGGGAGGCCUUUUGAAAUGCUAGGGGGGAAAUUGGCAUCCCAUCCAGAGGGGUGUAGUGAUACUCCUAAUCACCUCAUGCUAAGGAAACUGGGAUAAGCUCAGGCUGGAUGGGCCAAGUGACUCAAGUGCAGAAUUGACCUUUUUUAAUGUGACAAUAAUGAGCAUUGAAUUUUUUACUCUGAUGAACAUAGCAGAAGAGUCACAAAGAGUGGAGAGCUGGACUUCCUGAUUUAUUUUGUUAUGUUAUUAAAGAAAAAAUGUCAAACAGAUUCAAAGUAAUAGAUACAUGUAUGUAUAUUGGUGUUCAGUCUUGUGCAGUAACUAGGGUGAUGGUCACAGAUGAUGGUGAUGAUUUUUCAGUGCAAAAUUUUUACAUGGACAAAAAAUCUUACAUUUUUCUUCCUUGUCACAAAUAUAGGUGGAACAAAUAUUAAGAGUUGAAAUGUCAUCAAUUCAGAAACAGUAUUAUAGGUGAGUAAGAAACAUAUCUGUUUCUCCCCCUGGUCAGGCAUAUUAAGGAAAAACAAAUCAUAUUCUUGUCAUGGAAUUUAAUCCAAAUAAUGUUUCUUCCAUGUACCCAUACAAGUUUGGUUGUUUCUUUCUUCAUGAUACAAGGACACCAGACUUAAAAAACUGGCAGCAAUACACAUAUUCUCUGUACUGUUAUCUAUGCAUUGGUUGAAGUGCUGACAAGGAGAAUUUGUUCAACAAUCAAGAGCUUCUUUAGUUAAUGUUCAGUUCAGUUAUCCCUAUGACCUUAAUGUGUGAUUUAGGGGUGGUAAUGUGGAGUCAAGUUAGAUGCUAGGCACCAUAAGGAUUCAAAGUUUUAUGUAGGUUCUUAUUUUUUGUUCUGUUUUGAUAGGUGGAUCCUAACAAAAAACUUUGCAGCAUUGAAUAAAGGCUUGAAGGGAAAUGCAAACAGUUUUCUAAACAUUGUGAUGGAGCUGAAAAAAUGCUGCAACCACGCUCAGCUAAUCAGACCAGAUACUAGUCAAACAACCACUGAUUCUUUGCAGGUACAGUAAUUUGAAUCUCAAUAAUUCUUAAUACCACAGAGAGUACUACUACCUCUUAAAGUAACAAUAACGCUAAUUAAUAUUAGUGAGAUUUAUCUGUGGCACAUCCACAAGGUGCCUCAGAGCAAGAAGGAGAAUCAACAACAAACUUGACCAACAUUUGCUGUCAGGUCAAGGAAAAGAAUUGACCCAGGCCACAGCAGUGGGAGGCAAGCAUUCUCACCUAUGCUUCAUUCCUGUUUACCUCCCUCUUCACUUAUGCGAGGUUAUAGUUAUGGACAUUGUAAGUUUACUUGAAAGAUGUUUACCAUCAUUAUUAACUAGUAAUGUGGCCUUUAGAAUUUCACACAGAUCAAAAAUAACUGUUAAUAUUUUGUGUCAUAUUUUUCAGAACCUGAUUAGAGGAAGUGGCAAACUGUUUUUACUGGACAAGCUGUUGUGCAGAUUAAAGGAGACAGGCCACAGAGUUCUGAUCUUCUCACAGAUGGUGCGAAUGCUGGACAUUCUAGCUGAGUAUCUGCAGCAACGACGUUUUCUAUUCCAGGUAUGUGAUAACAACUUCUUUUUCCAAAAAAAUCAUUUGUACCCCUCAAUUAAGGGAUAAUGUUUGGAUCAGGUUCUACAAUAAACAGCAAGACUGUCUUUAGAUGUCUAUCUGAGGGUAGUUGAUGAAGGCAAAGCCUAAAUCAGCUGUUGUGCACAGAUCAAGUGUUAUUGAUAGAAUUCUUGUAGAUUUCCGCUUGAAAUAAUUACUGGUGUCUUGAUGAUUAUUAAAAUAUAUAAUUUGUGAUUGUAGAGACUGGAUGGCUCAAUAAGAGGUGAUUUAAGAAAACAGGCUUUGGAUCACUUUAAUGCUGAAGGAUCUGAGGUAUGUUUCUCUCUUUUUACUUGGUGCAAAACUUCACUCAUUCCACCAACCAAGAACAAGAGUUUAAAAAAAAACUUCAGUGUAAGUGUUAAGUCUGAUAGCAGUUACAAGCCACAGGUGAUGGACACUUUCUUCAAUUCCUAGAAUUAUAAGAGCAUGGUUAGCAAAAUCCACAAAACAAAAUCAUUAUUAUGAGAAAGUACUUUGUAAGUACUACUAUAUUUUUGUUUUUAAAAAUAAAUUUAAGUGUCGAGCCACACUGUGUAGAUCUUGCCCAAUAUUGUGAUGCAAAUUAUUACUGUCGUAACAUGAUGUUGGUUUUGUCAUUUUCCUCAAGGAUUUCUGUUUCCUGCUGUCCACUCGUGCUGGUGGCCUGGGCAUUAAUCUUGCCACUGCUGACACAGUCAUCAUUUUUGACUCAGACUGGAAUCCCCAGAAUGACUUGCAAGCCCAGGCUCGUGCACACAGGAUAGGACAGAGAAAUCAGGUUGGUUGGUAGAUUUCAACAUAUGAAAACUGCUUAAAGGAGAAGUGUAUUUCAGAAACCAUCUAAUCGUCAACUCCUUCAUUAAUACUCAACCUCUACAAGUGACUGGUCUCUAAAUUCUUGCUCUAUCACCCCCCAAAUCACAUACUCAGGUCAAAAGGAAAUUAUCAUGAACAAAAGGAGCUCAUGAUUGUUCAAUAAAUUCUCCUUGUCAGCACUUUAGAAAAUCUGUGGAGAACAGUAUGGAGAAAUUACAUACUGAUGUUAGGUUUGAAAGGGUUUAAAAAUUAUGUCUGAAAUUAUGGUAAUGCCUCAAGUUUUAGUUUCCAAAUAAGAAACCUUUUCUUUUGAAAAUUUUGCCGUCAAAUGUGUUUUAAUUCUGGACUGAUGCUGUUGCAUUUCAUUGAUCCCAAACUUGUCUUACUGCACUUCGUUUCUGUUGGUAUAUGCAGUAUUAAACAUGUUUAUUCUUCUGGAACCUUUUUGCUGACAUUUUUCUCUAAAAUUGCUAGUGGACUUACAGUGUACAGUUAAUACUCUAGUUAAAAUCUACUCCAAUCACUCCUUUUCUUUACUAGGUCAAUAUCUAUCGUCUUGUGUCUAAAGGCAGUAUUGAGGAAGACAUAUUGGAGCGUGCAAAGCGCAAGAUGGUUCUUGAUCAUCUUAUCAUUCAAAGAAUGGACACCACUGGGAGAAAGGUGUUAUCCAAGAAUACUGGGGCUCCAUCUUCGUAAGUUCGAUACAAUGUAGCUUAUUUUAAGACCCAGCUACAUUUUGCAUUCAACAUAAAGAGUAGAUAGUAGUAAGUGGGCACAAGAACUCCUUUUGUCCUUUAUAUGCUCUUUGCAGACGACAUAAACUGUAAUAAUUGUGAUAAUAAUGAUAAUGUUAAUGGCAGUACUAAUAAUCAUGUCUUAAGAUUUACUCAGAUAUCAAAGAACCUUGUUGCAAACCUAUCCGAGCUCAACACACAAUAAAUUGCAUUUUAAACAGGCUUUUUUAUUUUCCUUUUUUCACACGAAUUAUUUUUGCUCCAGGAGUAAUCCAUUUAACAAAGAAGAACUUGCUGCAAUCUUGAAGUUUGGUGCUGAGGAACUCUUUAAAGAAGGAGACGGAGAAGAUACCCAACUGCAGGUUCAUUAUAUUUUUCAUUGCUAGAAAUUUGUCGUUCAGCAAUCAAAGUCUUCAUAAAAACCCAAGGUUGAAAGUGAUCGAGCACGCUGUGAGGAUUCUAGUUUUGAUCAUCAGCCAAAAUUAUCUUGUCUUAUCUGUAGAGUGGCAAGAACGUGUGAUAAUGAUCGGAAUUUGUAUCGAUUGACCAAUUGGCAGUGGGCUGUAUGGUAAUCUAAUGUGUAAUGAAUUUUCCACUUGUAGGAAAUGGAUAUUGAUGACAUUCUUAGAGCAGCUGAAACUCGGGAUUCUGAUGAUCACCCUCAUACUAUAGGAGAAGAAUUACUGUCACAGUUCAAGGUAUGGUUCAUGGCUAUUUUUGUAGAGGCUGUCCUUAAAGCUAAUGGGGUUUCUCUCAGGUAGAGCUGUAUUGACAACAUCUCUUAGCGGGCAAAGUUUCUUGAGAGUUUCCAGGGUUUUGCUGGCUUCUUCAAUCAACAACUCAACAUGCUGGCGUAAGGAUUAGUUAGGUUGAUUGUUCACUGCCAAAAGCUUUCUUCUGUUGUCAUGGAUUAAGUAGCCUUGGGAGAGAAUGGAUUGGGUCAAGACACGGUGUGAGUUUCUUGUACAGAUGUAGCUCGACCCAGCCUCUUCUCCUUCAUACCUCAAUUAUAUGUUUGGUUUCCUUCAGCGCUUGUAGAAUGGAAAUGGAGGCAAAAAAGCAACUUGCCUAGAUAAGCUGUUAAACGUGAUUACCAACAUUUUCUUUUGACAAACCUGAAAAACGGAAAAAAAAAAGAAAGAAAGAAAAAAGUAACAUUAACGUAAAGGAUCAAUGGCAAAGAAUUGUUUCCAUAAGGCGUUGUUACGGUAAUGCCUGCAGGUUGCUAGUAUUGCUAUGGAUGAAGAUGAAGUUGCCGGAGUAGCUCAAGAGCCCAAUUCAACAGAUGAAGGCAAAAGCUGGUCAGACAUCAUCCCUGAAUCAGACAGGAAAAAGAUCGAGGAGGAAGAAGAGCAGAAGAAACAGUUGGAGUUGUAUUUGCCGCCUCGUAACCGAAAAACUGUAAAAAAGGUACUGCCUUUUUUCCCCUUCGUAUAUCGCUUCUCAAAUGAGUUUUUAAGCUACAACCAAGGUGACUAAUUGCGAAUCAGAAUAGGCUUAAAUAAAAAUAUCGCAUGCAGUAAUACGAACUCACAGCCUAGAUGAGGGAAUUGCCUCAAGAGAAGGAAAAUGCACGUGACUACGUCAUGAUUGGUUUCAGUAUUGCACGUGACUAGGGCAUGAUUGGUUUAGUUUUGCAUUUAACUGGCUGAGAGAGUGGUGUUUCUUUUUUGAACCUCUUACCUAGCGAAGUAAAGGAAAACCAAUGCAAUAUUGAAUUUAUUUCGACAUUCGAUGUAAAAUCCAUUGAAUACGAAAUCACGUUGUUCAUUCAACAGAUGAAUUAUGGCAAAGCCGGGCACAGUGACAAUGAGCAAGAAACAAGCUACAGAAGGAAAACGAGUCGGAAGAAAAAAUCAGAAUCAGAGAGUGAUGAUGAUUCUGGUGGAGAAGGCAAAGGGAUUAAGCGAAAGCGUGGACGGCCACGCACAAUAAAAAGAGAAGAUGUUGAAGGCUUUAGUGAUGCUGAAAUACGAAGGUUGGAAACGUGACAUUGAUCUGUUAGUUUUUACUGAAUAAAGUUCUCAUAACAAACAUCUUUCAUAUCAGCAAAUAUAGCUGGGGAAGGUUUAGGAUGGACUACCUUUCUUUAGAAGUGUAAGAUAAAUCAUUACUUUCCAGUAUACCUCGCUAACCUAUGCUCACCUUUUUUUUUACAUCAGAUUUGUUAAAAGUUAUAAGAAGUUUGGCAGACCAAGAUCCAGGUAUUCUGAUGGGUUUUUUUUAACUUUAAGUCUUCAAGCACUGGUACUGUGUUUCUUUACGAAAUGUAACAACUUCAUGAAUUCCGGAUCUGUUAUAGGUGGGCAUGUGAGUUUUUAUGUGUUUAUGGAUUAAAUAAAGAUUUUUCCUGGGGUGAAAAGUUGUUGAUCAAGACUUGACAAACUAGAGACUGAGAUUUUCCAACAAAGGGGGUAAGUUUCGAAAGAAACUGGGGUGCUGCGUCGAUGGGAGAGUAUAGCAGGGUCAUUUGGUAUUAUCAACCGAGUUUGUAACGUAAAUUGGCCACCUAAAGAGUUUCAGAGCUCUGACGAAGGGCUAACGCUCGGAACGUUAGCUUUGAAACUCUUUAACGGUGGCCUAUGUUAUUACGUUAUCAACUCAGUUGAUAAUAACAAAUUACUUUGAGAUUCUCCAAUGCUAUGAGCCAAACCGCUUUGCUGUAUGAUGUUGGAAUGACACAUUUUUCAAAAUCUCUCUCGAUGACAGACUUGACGCAAUUGCAGUUGAUGCUGAACUGGAAGAUAAACCAACUGAAGACCUUGUUAGACUGGCAGAUAUUUUACAUAAUGGUUGUUUGCGAGCUGUGGCAGAAUAUGAAGAAAAACUGAAGGAAGAUCCAAACUUUGAUGGUAAGUUGUCGUGCAUAGCCUUUGAUUGUAUUCUACUCUUGAUGCAACCCUUAAAAACGAAUCCUCAUCAUUGUAUACUGGAAGCUAAACAAUAAAUGGGUUAUAAGGUCUUAACCGCACAGACAACAUAUAAAUGCUAAAUCAAGUAUAAGAUGAUGACAAGGACUUAUUGUUAUUAACUGCCUUUGUCGAACUGGCAUCUUUGGUUUCUGUAUAAGCGUCAAGAAGAAAAGAAUUGCCAUAAUUUGUCAGUAUUUUAUCAUGGUGUUCAGAGAAGUAGAGGUUACUGUUUUUACCUGUGAAACUAGAUUCUUUGAAAACAAUUUAUUGGUUAGUUUGGCUCAGUUACGAAUCCAAUAUCCCUGAUUAAAAAGCGUUCUAAUUGAAUCUCGUGAGAACGGGGUCUAAUUUUUUGUGGACUUUCGUAACAGGUAAAAAGCGUGGAGCCACUGUACGACUCAGUAACGUGACCAUAAAUGCACCAUCGGUGUUGAAACACGAAGAAGAACUUGAAUCACUUGCCGUCAUCAUGCCAGCAGACAGUGACGCUAGACGAAAGUGAGUAAACGACUACAGUUAAAUUUUAUUUUAGGGACAGGUUGAACAGUUCAAGGCUUGCAUAUGACUUUUUUCCUUGAUUUUCCUCCUUCAUGGCCCUGUGUCUUUCGUUUUAUUCUGCAUUUUUUACCUUUUUAGGUUCCGUCUGACUGCACCUGCCAAAAGUGUACACUGGGGAGUCCCAUGGGAUGUUCCUGAUGACUCCAUGUUACUGGUCGGAAUCUAUGAAUAUGGAUUAGGAAGCUGGGAGGCCAUCAAGGCUGAUCAGAGUCUGUCGCUGUCGUCUAAGGUAAAAGAGCUGCUCUCUUGUUAACGUUUCAGUUUAAAUCGUUUUGAAGUAGAAGCACGUUAAUGCUGAAUGUUUCUCCAGUUUCUAUGGCAUGGAGAGACCGAGAUGACUGCAUACCCCUCCCCCUUCCCCACCAGGGGAGGGAAGUUUAUUUCAGUUAUAAUACCUUCACUCUCUCCCCCUCCCAGAAUGAAAAAGUGGGAGGCUGAAGUGUCUUGCAUAAGAACACGACAAAAUCACACGGCCAGAGGCCAUUUUCUCUCAUUUUACCGAAAACGGAGAUCAUUAACCAGACUCUUUUGACAUAAAUCGUUUUUUUUUUUCCCCUCUUCUAGAUCCUUCCUCCCGGGACAUUGAAGCCCCAAGAUAAGCAUUUGCAAACGAGGGUGGAAUAUCUAAUAAAACUUUUAAAGCAAGCUGCUAUCGAAGACAAAGCAGAACAACUCCGAAAGGUUAGUGGUGUGAUAGCGGUUAGUUUUACCCUUGAACCUGAAAAGCCUUGUUGGUCCUUUUUCGCGAAAUGGUUUUUAAACGCAACUAGCCUAAUUGCAUGCUUCUUGAAAGUCAUGAGGGGAACGUGAAAGAGGAAAUCGAUUGCGGCACUCGAAAAAUAUCGAAUUUUCAUUUUCGAGGCCCCACCGUGCUACAGUAAUUAUUAUUAUUUAUUGAGCACCUGCAAAACCGCUGCUUUUCAGCUAAUCCGCGUAAACGCUCGGCUGUGUAAUUUAAAGUUACAUGUUAGGGAAGUCCCGAAAAAGGGGCUUUAGUUGUUGACAGUAACCGCAUCAUGUUUCGACAACCUGUGCGGAAGUCAUCGACAGGUUGAAGUCAUCAUUAAAGUGGUCACUUGUUUCUGAUCAUGACUUCUGCUUUGGUUGUGCCAGCCUCGGUCAAUGUUGCCGACAUGACUUCUGCUUUGGUUGUGCCAGCCUCGGUCAAUGUUGCCGACAUGCCUUCCUUUUCGGAUUCCUUUUACCAAGUCCCCUAGCCUCAAUAAUUAAAUUGCGAAGUCAUAUUUCCUUUUUCUUUCCUGCAGUCAUCGCAAAUGCUCAAAUCUAAAAUCCGUCAGCUGAAGCAGAAGGACACUAAGAAAGGGAAGCAGCAAUCAGACGACUCGUUGACCAACAGCGCUGCACCGUCACCCAUGGCUGUGUUGUCCCCCCCUGAAGGAGCAGAAGAUAAAGAAGAUGGAGUCGCUCCUGAAAUAAGUCAGGAGGGUCAGAAUGCAAAAGAAGGAAAGAAAAAGAGGAAGGCUCCCAAGAAGAAGGAGGGCAUCAAAGAUGAAGGAGAUAAGGUUUAUUAAUAUGCAUUUGUUGUUUUUGUUGUUCCUGCUCACGGUAUUUUUGCUAAAUGUAAAAGUGCCUACAAAGUACUUCGAUUUCUGGUAUAGCUGAGAAAAUUUGCAGAAUGAUUUUAAGUAACUGGUCAAAUAUUCUAAAAAAACACGUCUCACAAACCGAGACGAGGGCGCUGAUUCACUUGCUCAUGUGUAGCUGAACUGAUGUUAAUAAUUACCUUCGCCAACACAUUUUAUUAGCACGAUAUGGUGACAUUCAAUUUCUUCCCAAACUCUCCGCCCAGCCCCUGCUCGACCAAAAUAUGUUCAACUGCUCGACCAAGAGAUGUUUCACUGACAUAAAUCAAGAAAAAGACCCAAUUGCUUUACUCAAACAUUUGUGCAAAUCUUGUGCAUGAUUUCUUUGUAGCCAAAGAGACAAAAGAAAGACAAGAAGGAAGUUAUUAAAGAAAAGAAACCGGAGAUCAAAGAUUCUGUUUUUCAAGAAGAGCCUCCUACUCCUGAGAAGGAUACUGAAGAUAAAGAAAGCAAGGACGAUGGAAAACCAAAGAGUUCCUAUGCAUUAGAUGACAUGGAAAAGGCCACUUUUGAAGCGGUGAGUGUAAGCAGCGUAUUCCCUACUUUGGUAAAUUGGCUGUUCGGAUCUGGAAAUGUUUGGUGGUUCACAUUCUCGUGCAUGCCUCCAAAGAAGCUGUUGCCGAACUUGUAGCAUGAAAUUUUUUGGAUUGUCCAAGUCCAGUAGAUGUACGUUUUCGAGGUAAAUGACGCCGCAAAAAAAAUUAACUAGUGUUAAGUCUUAUGAACAAUUCAAGUGUAUGAAACAGCUGUGAUUUCCCUAUACGAAAAAGACAUGAAAAAUGGUGGACUUGUAACUUUGUUUCAUCGAUAAUCUUUUUCUUGUUGUUGUUGCAGUGCAAAGAGAAAAUGCGGCCAGUGAAAAGAGCCCUAAAAAUGCUGGAGAGUCCAGAAGGGACCAUGACUGAGAAGGAUCAAGUCUCUCAGACAAGACAGGUAGAUUUUUAUUUUUCAUUUCUUGUGCCGUUGACGCAGCAAUGUCUCACUCGAUCGAGGGGCGAUUACAAGAUUUCGAUGAAAAACGAACUGAAGACAUCGUCGGUUUAUUUACUUCCGGUCCGAAUUUUUUGCCCGGGUUUAAACGGUGGAAGUGGAAAUGAACUCGAGUCCAGGAUGCUCCGAGCACUAUUAAUCCAUUUUGACCCAUUUCUAUCAAUCUACAUGUCUAUCGAUUUUGAAAAAAAUUGUGCGGUUAUUUUGAGUCAGAAAACAAAUUUUUUCCUAAGUAAACUGCGCUAUACUCUUAUCUGUAAUUGCCACUAGCAAUUCAAUUCCAAAGAAUAACCUUUACAUUUCAGUGCUUGUUGAAAAUUGGGGAUCACAUCACUGAAAUCACAUCUCAUUAUAAAGAAGGUGAUGUUGUCACGGAAUGGAGGAAGUAAGUGAACGGUUAACUUAACGUGAAGCCUGUAACGUGGCUGAUAUAUCGUUGCUUAUGGUGUAAUUUCGUAAAUUUGUUUCUGUAUUUGUCACAUUUGGUUGUGAACUUAAUUCCCUUUUGUUUCCUUCAGCAAUCUUUGGACGUUUGUGUCGAAGUUCACGUCGUUUGAAGCGAAGAAGCUUUUCAAGCUUUACAAACACGCUGCUAAAAAGAGAGAUGAGUCGAAAGCGCAAGAGGUACGUAGAGGGUUCUUAAAAUUUUGGUAUGGCUUUGCUGCCGCUAUCAAUAAAAACGAGAUCAAAUCGGGGUGUUAAGAAGUUCGGAAAAAGCAACUCAAGACUUUUAAGACCCGUCUUAUGAUCCAGUUCUUUUCCUUGCAGCGCACUCAGAACAGACCCGCCCCUCAGUCACAGAGAACCCCUCAAGACUCUUCAGGAAUGUCCCGAAAGCACCUUGGUGACCAUGCUCCCCAACGCUCAUCCAACGAUCUCAAACGUCAAAUGGAAGGAGGGAGCUCUUCUCAUUUGGGGCCUGGAGGAAAAGUGCCCCGGAUGGACCGCACUAACUCAGGGUCAAGUUCUCAUAGUGGGGGGAGGCAUUCUGGGGGUGGAGAUGGCUACGACCCUCGACGGUCUUCGUUCAGUCAUUCCGACAGAGUCAGCGGAUCGACCAAGGACAGGCCACGUGAAGGGUCACGCGACGGGUAAGAUCUUAUGUCGCUUUUUAUUGGAGCGCAAGAUUUAGAAAAUAAAUUUGGCCACAACCCCAAUUUUUAACCCCUACGACUGAAAUGCUUGCACAAACUUGAUAAACUACUAGAAAUAUCCAAGUGUCAACAAUGACAUAUCCGUUUUUUCCCCACGCCAUCGCAGACAUGACCACAGUCACAGGUAUCACGAACCCCAGAGAGAUAGGCCUUCCUAUCAUACUUCUGAUUAUUCCCGAACCCAUGACAGGCCGUCGGAGCACAGUCGCUCCCACGAUCAACAUUCGCGAGCAUCUUAUGAGAGGAACUCGGAUCACCAUUCUCGAUCUUACGAAAAGAGUCGGGACCGAAGAGAUGACCAUCACCGAAGUAGUGUUCGGGAAUACUCGUCCGAAAGUCGCUACCAUACGCACCGCGAUCGGAACAGCGAUUCAUCGUCGUCACGUCACGGGAAUCAAACAAGUUCUCCGAAGUCUGGCGAGGGAAAAAGACACGGAGAAGACAGACGCAGCCUAGAGACCGACAGGGAAAAAAGAUGA